Messenger RNA from Eptesicus fuscus (big brown bat), 3783 nucleotides. RefSeq names its product syntaxin binding protein 1 (gene STXBP1). Gene Ontology annotation, biological process: intracellular protein transport; neurotransmitter secretion; vesicle-mediated transport. Gene Ontology annotation, molecular function: syntaxin binding. NCBI's taxonomy places the organism in Eukaryota, Metazoa, Chordata, Mammalia, Chiroptera, Vespertilionidae. The coding region runs from base 154 to 1938 and encodes 594 amino acids. The record is from RefSeq and is a predicted model, not a curated record. Gene Ontology annotation, cellular component: plasma membrane; secretory granule. The transcript has 19 exons.
CGGCGCCCCCGCGCGGAGUCCGAGCGUCAGUCGGUCCCGAGAGCGGCUUUGGGGCGGCAGGCGGCGGCCAGCGGUGCGCGCCGACCCGGGGAGCCGGCGGUGUCCGCGGGCGUCGCGUGAGGAGGCUCGCAGCCCGAAGACUCGCGCAGCGCGAUGGCACCCAUCGGCCUCAAAGCCGUGGUCGGAGAGAAGAUCAUGCAUGAUGUGAUAAAGAAGGUAAAGAAGAAGGGGGAGUGGAAGGUGCUGGUGGUCGAUCAGCUGAGCAUGAGGAUGCUCUCCUCCUGCUGUAAGAUGACGGACAUCAUGACCGAGGGGAUAACAAUUGUGGAAGAUAUCAACAAGUGCAGGGAGCCGCUGCCCAGCCUGGAGGCUGUGUACCUCAUCACUCCGUCAGAGAAGUCUAUCCGCUCCCUCAUGAAUGACUUUAAGGACCCACCGACUGCUAAGUACCGGGCUGCCCAUGUCUUCUUCACGGACUCUUGUCCAGAUGCCUUGUUUAACGAGCUGGUAAAAUCUCGAGCAGCCAAAGUCAUCAAGACUCUGACGGAAAUCAACAUUGCGUUUCUCCCCUACGAGUCCCAGGUGUAUUCCCUGGACUCGGCUGACUCUUUCCAGAGCUUCUACAGUCCCCACAAGGCUCAGAUGAAGAAUCCUAUACUAGAGCGCCUGGCAGAGCAGAUCGCAACUCUGUGUGCCACCCUGAAGGAGUACCCAGCCGUGCGGUAUCGUGGGGAGUACAAGGACAAUGCGCUGCUGGCCCAGCUAAUCCAGGACAAGCUCGACGCCUACAAAGCCGAUGACCCCACCAUGGGCGAGGGCCCAGACAAGGCUCGCUCCCAGCUCCUGAUCCUGGACCGCGGAUUCGACCCCAGUUCCCCUGUCCUUCAUGAGCUGACCUUUCAGGCUAUGAGUUACGAUCUGCUGCCUAUCGAGAAUGACGUGUACAAGUAUGAGACGAGCGGCAUCGGAGAGGCGCGAGUGAAGGAAGUGCUUCUGGACGAGGACGACGACCUCUGGAUAACGCUGCGCCACAAGCACAUCGCAGAGGUGUCCCAGGAAGUGACCCGUUCUCUGAAAGAUUUUUCUUCCAGCAAGAGAAUGAACACUGGGGAGAAGACCACCAUGCGGGACCUGUCCCAGAUGCUGAAGAAAAUGCCCCAGUACCAGAAAGAGCUCAGCAAGUACUCCACCCACCUGCAUCUUGCCGAGGACUGCAUGAAGCAUUAUCAAGGCACCGUGGAUAAGCUCUGCCGGGUGGAGCAGGACCUGGCCAUGGGCACGGAUGCUGAAGGCGAGAAGAUCAAAGACCCCAUGAGAGCCAUCGUCCCCAUUCUGCUGGAUGCAAAUGUCAGCACUUACGACAAAAUCCGCAUCAUCCUCCUCUACAUCUUUCUCAAGAAUGGCAUCACUGAGGAAAACCUGAACAAGCUGAUCCAGCACGCCCAGAUCCCCCCGGAGGACAGCGAGAUCAUCACCAACAUGGCGCACCUGGGCGUGCCCAUCGUCACCGACUCUACGUUGCGUCGCAGGAGCAAGCCAGAACGGAAGGAGCGCAUCAGUGAGCAGACCUACCAGCUGUCACGAUGGACCCCGAUUAUUAAAGACAUCAUGGAGGACACCAUUGAGGACAAACUCGAUACCAAGCACUACCCUUACAUCUCUACCCGCUCCUCUGCCUCCUUCAGCACCACCGCUGUCAGCGCCCGCUAUGGGCACUGGCAUAAGAACAAGGCCCCGGGCGAGUACCGCAGUGGUCCCCGCCUCAUCAUUUUCAUCCUGGGAGGCGUGAGCCUGAGCGAGAUGCGCUGCGCCUACGAGGUGACCCAGGCCAACGGCAAGUGGGAAGUGCUGAUAGGAUCCACGCAGAUUCUCACCCCACAAAAACUGCUGGACACGCUGAAGAAACUGAAUAAAACAGAUGAAGAAAUAAGCACUUAAAACAAUAAGCUGCCCCUCCAAAAAGCGAGCCCUCUGCCCCCUGCUCUGCAGCCCUGCCGCUGCCCGCAGUGGCUCCUUUGCUGACCCUCUGCCCCUCCCUGCCUCCCCGCUCUGCACGCCCUAGUCGGCGCUGUUGCCGCUGCGUUCUCGUGUUUAAUGAUGCCCUCUUCUCUUUGAAGCAAAAGAAAAUAAUGCAUUGUGUUUUUUAAAAAGACUAUCUUCUCUACGUGCCCUGAGAGGAGAGGUUCGUGUGUAAGUGGCACGCUGCUGGAGAAGUUUUGGGACUGUUCAGAAUGAAUGGACACCUUCUCCCCAUUAGUUAUGAUUCCGUGACCUUGUACAUAACCUGGUGCGACACGUGCAGAUUGCUUGAGUAUGGGAAGGCAGAUGCUUGAGUGUUUUUAAAAACCUGUCUUGGGUUGUUUCUGUUCUUAUUGGGACGCAGAUGUCUGUUCCGGGAGUAUUUCACACUGAGGCUCGCUCUGUCCUCUUCACUCGGGUCCCCGCCCCAGUGCCUGCUCUCAUCAGGCAGGCUGGGCAGUGAGGACCAGGUGGCAUCUCGGAGGCUGGAGCCAGAAUCCACCUCUUUGCUUUCCUCGGUGGCCCAUAUCCCCAGUGCUGUGGCUGUGGCUGUGGCUGUGGCUGUGGCUGUGGGUGGGGCUGGUGUUCAGCUUGUCCCUGCGCCCUCCCUGGCUGCAUCCACAGCACAGUGACCCUGAGGGAAGUCGCUCUGUGGUCUAAGUCACUGUGCCCAGACCAGUGAGGAGCAAGCUCCCCCUGGAGACUUUGGUCGCCAGAAGGGGUUAGGCCUGAUCUUUUGAUCAGAGAAACUCUUUCUUAGUGGGGUCAGCCUGGGAGAGCUCAGGGGUCAGGAAUGGACUAGGACAGAGUGGGCUCUGCAGGAUGCUGUCAGAGGGCCUUCCCUGUAGAGAGGGCCCGCCCCCUAAGACGUCCGAUGGCCGGAAUCAUAGCCCAAUGGAUUUAUACCGACCUUUGCCCACUCAGAUGAUCCUCAGUGGAAGAUACUUCCUAAUAUCUUAUUUUUUUGUAGUGCAGGGUCAUAUGUUGUUGUGCUUGUAAGAGAAAAUGAUCAUUUUAUUCCCUGUAUAAAAACCUAGCUGUAUAAAACUUAGCUCUAAGGCGAAACUUAAAGAAGCAAAUGCAGGCAGGAUGUCUCAUCAUCCUCAAGACUCAGCAGUUCUCGUUCUCGGGAGUGAGCACACUGUUCUGCUGCUGUUGUCAUGAAAUAUAAUGACAGUGGAAGUCACAAAAAUGUCCCCUGUCCAGCCCCCGCCACCCUUUUACUCCUGCAGACCGCGUGUAUAUUACUGUCUCGUGAUGUCGUUGCAAACGUGGUGUGUGCUAGUUUAACUCGCCCGCUCUCCUUUCAGAACUUGUUCCUCGCCCGCCCGGUAGAUGCCUGUGGUGUUCUCUCCUCACGGCCUGGAAACCUCUCUCCCCUUUGCACUCAGAUUAGUUUUCAGGUCUGUCUCCCCUCGCCCCUCACGAUACCUUAUUUCCUUAGGACAGAACUGUAGGCACUUGCAUUGGUUGGUUUCUUACUGUUACUGCUUGUUUUGUCCCCUCCCCGUGACCAAUGCUCACGCUUCAGGACUUUGUUUGUCGAACAUGUUGGUUUCCUUUUCUCUGUUAUUUAUAGAAAAAUAAUUUAUCAAAAGGAUAUUUUAAAAAUCUAGUCUGUCUUGAAACUUGUUUACCUUGAAAUUAUCAGAAUUUCAGUGUUUGAAAGUAUCGAAGCACAAACAUGUAUCAUCUCUGUACUGUUCUGUACUGAAGUACUUGAGUCUAAUAAAUAAAUAAUUCGGCGCCCAUUCAUGGUGUCCA